Dunckerocampus dactyliophorus (ringed pipefish) is the source of this 2133-nucleotide messenger RNA. It is a transcript of the gene ebag9, whose product is annotated as estrogen receptor binding site associated antigen 9. Lineage: Eukaryota; Metazoa; Chordata; Actinopteri; Syngnathiformes; Syngnathidae. The transcript is spliced from 7 exons. Bases 245 to 895 code for a protein of 216 amino acids. Gene Ontology annotation, cellular component: secretory granule. The record is from RefSeq and is a predicted model, not a curated record.
AUUUCCUUUUUCCUGCUCCUCCCAACUCGAAGAUGGCAGCCGCUCGUCUAGGAUGAGCAACGACACGUUAGAGUUCUGUCAUGAAACAGCAUUGGCCCAUGCAGCUGUUUCUGUCGUUGGUUUGACAUGACACUAAUUUAAUUUAGUAUCGAGCUACUUUUUGUCACGUAACAAGACCGUCGAAGAAUCGCUAAAGACCAUGCUUUUCUGUUGGCUAAGCUAGCAAGCAGCGAUCAGUUUCAUCAUGGCCAUCACUCAGUUUCGUCUGUUUAAGAUCUGCACAUGCCUAGCCACUUUGCUGUCUUUCUUUAAGAGAUUGCUCUGCAGAAGUGGAAGGGGCCGGAAGCUGAGUGGUGAUCAAAUAACUCUCCCAACAACAGUGGAUUUUUCUUCAUCUGCACCAAAACAGUCUGCACAGCCUGAGGUUGAAGAAUGGAGUUCAUGGGAUGAAGACGCACCCACAAGUAUUAAAAUUGAAGGUGGUAAUGGAAACGUCCCCCCUCCACCCAGUGAAGUAGAUGAAGAACCUGACUACUUCAAAGACAUGGCGCCAACAAUUAGGAAAACACAAAAGAUAGUGUUAAAGAAAAGGGAGCCUUUGAACUACAUGGUGCCAGACGGCUCAGCUGGUUUCUCCAGCAGACUGGCAGCCUCUCAGGAUAUGAUGACCUUUGGUGCACCCUCAGCGGAGCUGGGCGAAAUGGACAAUUGGCAGGAGGACACCAAUGCCUGGGAGGAUGAGUCUGAUGCCACCUGGGAAGCAGAAGAAGUGCUCAGACAACAGAAGCUGGCUGAGAGAGAAAAACGGUCCAUGGAACAGCAGAGAAAGAAGAUGGAGAAGGAGGCUCAAAGGAUGAUGAAGAAAGAGCAGAAGAUGGCUGUCAAGCUUUCAUAACAUCAGUUUUGAGCCAGAGGGAUAUAAGGGAAAGACACUGAAUUAGUCAUGAGUUUAUUUUUAAGUCAGAAAAACAAUGUUGUCAGCAACUUGCCCCCCCCCCCCCCCUCCAUCCCGUUUCUACCAGCAGCUAUUUAAGUAUUUUCUUGCAGCAGACAUGAAUCCUUCUUGGGGUCCGCCAAGAUUCAUCCAUGUCAUUUUGGUGUUAUGGUAAAAUUGUACUGUAAAUUCCAGUGUAUAAGCCACAUCGGUGUAUAAGCCGCACCCAGUAAAUUUAGAGGACCAGACCAGAUUUGUUCAUAUACUGUAUUAGCUGCAUUGGUGUAUAAGCCGCACGUGUCCACGUCAUAAAAUGACAUUGUGGCACGCACAAGUCUGUGAGGACCAGGAGACAAUCAUGAGCUAUGAAAAAACUGAUAAGCUUGGCAACCCAUUUGAAAUUGCAGGUCAUUCCUCAAUAUAACAGUCUGACUCAUUGUUUCAUCUUACAAACUUUGAACUCAUCACACAGCAACUUAACACUCAAACGGAACCUAAGAAAUAUACAUAACAUGUACCAAUACGAGUUUAAAAUAACAAAACAGCAGCUAUUUUAACAUCUAAUGCAUUACUGCCAGAAGAGCAGUUAACUAGAGACAAGCAACAUAGAUGGAUGGCGCUGCAAUGCUGCCUCUGUCCACAAGAGGGAGCCCGGAGCCUGCACAGAGCCCAGAGGGAGGCUGACGUCAUUGCAGCGCUCCAAUGAAUGCGCUGCUCAGACGCAAUGCUGAAUGGGAAAAUUCUAAAAUGUGGGGGUUUUUUUUGUUGUUUUAAGCUUGUAUUGGUACAUGUUUGAAUAUUUCUGAGAUAUGUGUGAUGAAUUUUGUGUUCUCAGAUGACACCGUGAGUCAGACUGUUAUGUUGUUAUACUCUUGACCUGCGAUUUCCAUUGAGUUGACAAGCUCGUUGUGAGUGCACUAAUAGCUUGUGAUUGGCUCCUGCCAAGGAAAGAGUCACUGUUUCCUCAAUGACUCACAAGUGGCACAAUAUUUAAACAAUUAGUAAUAGUUCUGAAGUAAAGGAAAUGCCACAAGAUUAGAGCCGCACCGAGGUUUAUACAACGGAAUUUACUGUAUUUAUCUGCCCCAAUCUAUUUUAGGUUUGUCAACAGCACCAUUUACUUUACAUUGUGGUUGCAGGUGCUAUUGUCAGCACAGGCCCUGUUCAAGGUACAGUAUGUAAAUAAACUCAACCUGUUA